AUGCAAACUCCAGAACAAGUUGACCAAGCCAUCCCUAAACUCACAACAAAAAUAGCUGCCCUCGUAAGCAGUAACACCCAUGUUACCAAUCCAAAAGAUCGAACCCGCAACCUGCCCAUCAACAUCCUAAACGCAAUCCACAAAAAUCGCAAACCGAGAAAAAACUGGCAACAUACAAGAAAUCCAGAUGUGAAGACACUACUCAACAGACAAACAACCCUAGUCCAUGACCUAAUGCACUCACACAGAGACAACGAAUGGGUCAACUUUCUGAGCAACAUCGACCCCACAAGUGAAAGCUGGACAAAUAUCUAUAAGCUAAACAUAAAACUCAUGCACAAACGACCAGCUGUACAUCCACUUUCAGACAAUCAAAAUAUUCUACGCUAUGAUGCAGUAGCCAAAUCGGAAAUAUUCGCUGAUUCGAUUGAAAAACAAUUCCAAACACCAGACCACACGACUCACACUGACGAAUGA
This is a messenger RNA of Macrosiphum euphorbiae (potato aphid), 477 nucleotides long. NCBI's taxonomy places the organism in Eukaryota, Metazoa, Arthropoda, Insecta, Hemiptera, Aphididae. The record is from the annotation of a GenBank genome assembly.